AUGCGUCUACUCUUCUUGUAUCUUCUUUCCUACGGGAUUUUUGAAUCCCAAUCUCUUGCCGUUCCGUCGAGAAUAGCAAAGGAUGUGGCCACGCACAAGUCCGACAGUUUUGAGGAAGUGGAAUUUCCUUUGAAAGCACGACCAGAUGUACCAAAGGUCUUCUAUCCUGAGACAGUACGGUUGGUCUUGAGCGGGCACCCAGAUAUAUCGACCACAAGGUCACCAGAAACCCAAAGUGCUUAUGUGGCAUGGCAGGAGAAAACUUCGAAAAGGGGCCGCUCCAAUCACGAGCAAUUGCGUGAACAAUUAGGAUGGCCUGAACAUUGGGAGACUGCAGCUCCAGCUUUUCUCGAUAAGGGUAGCCUUCAAGAUGAGAGAAUUUCCAAAUUGAUUCCAAAUGAUUUCCCUUAUCAAACUCCGGACGGAGUGGAUGACCUUGUGGUCUGGAGCAGGGCUUCGUUAGUAAACAAGGAAUCAUUCAAACCUAAGAAAGGAGAGUCUUGGCCAUCAGAAGACUAUAAUGACCCCGAGAGAGUAUCAGCUUUACUUGAGUACAUCGACAGAAAUUACUUGUAUGGGUAUGCGGGUCCACGUGAUGUAGAACAUGACCGUAAUUUGAACCUCGGACAAAUGUUACAUCCGGGUAAGAAGCCUUACAAAGCCUCCAAUGGUCAAACAAUCACGCAAAAAGAAGGUCGGGAAGCUUUCAAAUGGGCUGGAAGGCACUUUAAUGCCUAUCUUGAGGAUGUCGUUUUGACAGAAUACGAAGAGGUGGUGUGGGUCAGAAAUCCAGAUUUCCGAAAAGGAGUCAAGUUGGAGCACGUCCAUGUCAUAGGUCCCCGCAAGAAGGAAAAACGGAGCGGUGCUAAAGCCAUCUCUUCAGGGCAGCACUUGGAGGACCCCGUUAUCACCAAACAUGUUGAACACACACCAUCUUCGGAGCUCCCACGGGUAGACUAUAGGAUCGGGGUUUUGCUGGAGAACUUCUGA
Molecule: messenger RNA, 990 nt
Organism: Melampsora larici-populina 98AG31
Lineage: Eukaryota; Fungi; Basidiomycota; Pucciniomycetes; Pucciniales; Melampsoraceae
Exons: 6
Coding region: 1-990 (329 amino acids)
Biological process (GO): N-acetylglucosamine metabolic process
Cellular component (GO): cytoplasm
Source: RefSeq, a predicted model, not a curated record